Molecule: messenger RNA, 986 nt
Organism: Arabidopsis arenosa
Lineage: Eukaryota; Viridiplantae; Streptophyta; Magnoliopsida; Brassicales; Brassicaceae
Source: the annotation of a GenBank genome assembly
GUCGUCGUCUGAUUUUCUCUACGAUUUCUUUUUCUGUCUAGCUCGAUAAACUAUUUUUUGAUUUUUUUUGGGUAUUGGAGCCAUGGGUCAAGCUUUUCGUAAGCUAUUCGAUACUUUCUUCGGCAAUCAAGAAAUGAGGGUCGUUAUGCUGGGGCUGGAUGCUGCUGGCAAAACAACUAUUCUCUACAAGCUUCAUAUUGGAGAAGUUUUGUCUACUGUUCCCACCAUUGGAUUCAAUGUUGAGAAAGUUCAGUACAAGAAUGUGAUGUUCACAGUUUGGGAUGUUGGUGGCCAAGAGAAACUGAGACCUCUUUGGAGGCACUACUUCAAUAAUACUGAUGGACUUAUAUACGUCGUGGAUUCCUUAGAUCGAGAGAGGAUCGGAAAAGCAAAGCAAGAAUUUCAGGAGAUCAUAAAAGACCCAUUCAUGCUAAACAGUAUCAUUCUGGUGUUUGCAAACAAACAGGACAUGAGAGGAGCCAUGUCACCAAGAGAAGUAUGUGAAGGGUUAGGCUUAUUUGAUCUCAAGAACAGGAAAUGGCACAUACAAGGUACUUGUGCUCUUCGUGGAGACGGGCUUUAUGAAGGCUUGGACUGGUUAUCAUCUACUCUUAAGGAUGUUAAAGCCGCUGGAUUCACAUCGGUUGGCCACUCGUUUUAACUCCCCCAGGUAUACUUUGAUAUCCAUGGCCAAUGUCUUCUUCUUGGCUUUAGAAAAGGUAAUCACGAAGUCAGAAUCUCUGAAGACUUUUUUGUUAAUGAAAGAAUGAUCUUCUCAUGGUGGCAAUAUUAGACUCAAUUAGACUACUUUUGAAUUUUGAUCAUGCUGCCCUGAAAGCUUCAUUGUAUAUUCUGCUGAUGAAAAUUUGUAUCAUCUGAAAAACCUUCUCUAUGCGGUCAUCUUUGUCCGAUUGAGACUUUGGUAGAUGUAUAUUCUUCCUUUGAAAUCAUGAUAUAUUUUUUGAUAACAAAUAUAUGUUUUCCCU